AUGUCAGACUCACCAGAAGGAAGACCGUCAGCUCGUUGCUUGUUACUUAAAGGUUUCACAAGAGCAGGUUUCCAGUUCUUCACAGAUUAUGAGAGCAGGAAGGCAAGAGAUUUGGCCAGUAAUCCUUAUGCAGCGUUGGUUUUCUUCUGGGAACCUUUGCAUCGAUCUGUUCGAGUACAAGGUUCUGUUGAGAAAGUGUCGGUAGAAGAAUCAACGGAAUAUUUCCGUUCUAGACCACGUGAAAGUCAGAUUAGUGCUUGUGCUAGUAAACAAAGUUCAGUCAUUGAGAGCAGAGAUGUUUUGACUAAAAAAACUGAUGAGUUGAGGAAACUAUAUGCUGAUAAAGAAGUACCGAAACCUGAAAACUGGGGUGGAUUCCUAGUGAAGCCAGAAGUUGUUGAGUUCUGGCAAGGUCAGAGUACCAGAGCUCAUGACAGAAUUCAGUUUCGGAGACCAAAAAAUGGAGAAGUUGUCGAUGAAAAGAUGACACACACGGGAGAUGAUGGAUGGGUAUAUGAAAGACUAUCACCAUAGCGACAAUUUAUCUAUGUCUUGAAUUAUGCAUUAUGUGUAAUUAAAGGUAUACUGUUAGAUGUAGGGCACCAUUUAGUGAUAACAGAACGUAAAGAUGAAAUGCAGUAUUGUGAACAUGUUGAGCUCGUGCUCUGAGAACAUUCGUCUUGGGAAUAUUAUGUGACCUAUUUAGUGGCAUGGAAAAUAUUUAACAUUCACCCUUGUUUCAAAUUACUGUGAAAGGGAGCAAAUAUGAAUGAUAUCAAGCCAAAAAGAUUGCCAAUAUGCUGACGCAUUGAAAUCACUGCAAUUUCAACAUUUAAUAAACAUUCCGAUAAAUUUGUACAUAUUUCUGCCAAAUAUUUCACAUAAUAGUAGAUCUCAAUAAAUCUAUACAAUUUUUCUCAGUGCAUCUUCAAUGAAAUAUACACUAUGUACAAUGAACACGUUACCAUAUUUUAAUACUCUAUUAGAUGCACAUGACCAUAUAUAAAUGUUCUGUUAAAAAGAAAAAUAUAAAUGGAUCAGUAGGUUUUUAUAAUCACUCUAAAUUGCAAAUAUUUUUGUCUCGUAUGAACCUCUAUUAGAGAUGUACUUCUAAAGGAACAAAUAUGUAAGUUACAUAAGCAAAAAAACUGGAAAUAUAUUCUAGCAUAAAAUAUGUAAUUGUGACCCUAUCGUCAUGAGGUCAUUCAUAUCUCAAGAAAAUAGGAAACCAGAGAAAUAAUAUAAUAAUUAUUAUUGUAGGCAUAAAUUACAUAUUUGUUGCAAAAUAAAAAAAGAGUAUGC
This is a messenger RNA of Saccoglossus kowalevskii, 1302 nucleotides long. Its product is annotated as pyridoxine/pyridoxamine 5'-phosphate oxidase-like. The record is from RefSeq and is a predicted model, not a curated record. Lineage: Eukaryota; Metazoa; Hemichordata; Enteropneusta; Harrimaniidae. Gene Ontology annotation, biological process: pyridoxine biosynthetic process; pyridoxal 5'-phosphate biosynthetic process. Gene Ontology annotation, molecular function: FMN binding; pyridoxamine phosphate oxidase activity.